AUGGACUCUCAAUUGAUGACAACUGCUGUUGUCAAGAUUCAAGAUUUUCGAGGAAAUUUUAUCGUGGCACGUGCUCUGCUUGAUACCUGUUCCAACGUAAAUCUAGUUUCAGAAAAAUUUGCUAAAAAAUUAAAUUUAAUAGAACAUUCUUGCCUCGUUAACAUAGGAGCAGUUGACCAACUGUGCACUGUUUCAAAGAGUCAAAUUUCAACUACUUUGCAAUCGAGUUAUAACAAAUUUCAAGCUAAUUUACACCUUUUGCUAGUUCCGAAUAUCGCAGAAGCCGUGCCUAACGAAGCUUUUCCUCGCGAUCGUUUUGACAUCCCGAAACAUAUUCAACUCGCCGAUCCUCAGUUUCAUUUGCCUAAACCCAUCGAUCUGCUCCUUGCUUCUAAAACUACUUUGUCCACCUUUGCGGUAGGACAGAUUAAAUUGCGUAACGAGGAAACUCGAUCGGAGAUCAUCCUACAAAAAACUAGGUUAGGAUGGUUAGUAGCUGGAGGUGUAGACCCGCUUACUUCUUCAAAACAAGCUUCAUGUAACAUCGUUAAAGUGGACAAACUUCUCGAACGUUUUUGGCAAAUCGAAGAAUUUCCUAAUGAACCCGUAAGAUCUCGGGAAGAAAUAGCUUGCGAAGAGCAUUACGUCGCUCACACCACUCGUGACCCUGUCUCCGGUCGAUACACGGUUCGCUUACCCUUUAAGGACAACAAGUUUGAGUUAGGUAGUUCUCGAUCACAGGCCCUUCGUCGUUAUUAUUCUCUUGAACGAAGGUUCGAGAAAGAUCCUAAGUUAAAGGCUGACUAUUACAAAGUUAUGGAAGAAUACAUCACUUUAGGUCAUAUGACUCCUAAUGACGACACCGAAGACGGCUGUUAUCUGCCUCAUCACGUUGUGGUCAAGGAGUCCAGCGAAACCACGCAGUAUAGGGUUGUUUUCGAUGCUUCCUCUAAAACUUCGACAGGCAUUUCGCUUAAUGAUAUUCUCCUUGUGGGUCCCACUAUUCAAAACACCAUCUUCGAGCAAGUUUUACGUUUUCGUAGCCAUCUAUUCGUUGUAACAGCGGACAUCGAAAAGAUGUACCGUCAAAUUCUUGUCCAUCCAGAAGAUCGAAAAUUCCAAAAGGUACUUUGGCCUGAUCCAAAAACAGGAAAAUUGAGAACUUGGGCAUUAAAUACCGUCACUUUUGGCAUGGCUGCUGCCCCUUUCUUAGCAAUACGCACAAUUCAUCAACUCGCUCACGAUGAAGCGAAGGAUUUUCCUCGAGCUAGCAAAUUGCUUAUUCGCGACUUUUACGUCGACGACUUUGUAUCCGGAGCGGAUUCGUUCGAGGAGAUUUUAGCCAUUCGUGACGAAAUGAUUGCGUUGCUGCGUCGAGGCGGUUUUCUGAUUCGAAAAUGGGCAUCGAACCAUCGAUCUAUUUUGGACAAAAUAGAUUCAGGAGUUUUCGAGUUGGAUCACAUGGUCAAAGAGACUCCAAUCCAGAAAACGCUGGGAAUCAUUUGGGAUUCCGAGAAUGACCAAUUAAAAUAUACAGUUGUAAAAAUGGAUAACGAGACUACUGUGACCAAGCGAAGGCUCCUAUCAGAGAUAUCCAAGAUCUUUGAUCCUCUUGGAUUGUUAGGACCAAUUAUCUUGUAUGCUAAGGUGUUGAUGCAAGACUGUUGGAAAUCUAAGGUAAAUUGGGAUGAAUCUCUUUCUCAGGAUGUCUAUACCAAAUGGCAUUCGUUUUCUAUUCAGUUGCCUCUUCUUACGGAAUUCUCAAUUCCUCGCACGAUUUUGAUUGCGAAUCCCAUUAGGAGCGAGCUUCAUGGAUUUUGCGAUGCUUGUAUUUCUGGAUACGGAGCAUGUCUAUUUGUCAAAUCAUAUGACGCUCUUGGACAUGUCUCUAUUCGAUUGCUUUGCAGUAAAUCUAGAGUGGCUUCUCUGAAGGGACUUACCAUUCCUAAGCUAGAACUCAGCGCGGCUGUAGUUCUUCGAAAGCUCCUUUCUGAGUCUAAAUCUCAACUCCAUUUUUCCAUUGAUCAGAUCUACCUUUGGUCCGAUUCAACCAUCGUUCUCUUUUGGUUAAAGAAAUCUCCUCACGUAUUGCAAACUUUCGAGGCUAAUCGGGUAUCGUACAUCCAAUCGUUACCAGACAUCGUGCAUUGGCGACAUGUUAAGUCUGAAGACAAUCCAGCUGACUCACUUUCCAGAGGCCAAUUACCAUCUGAAUUUCUAGCUAAUUCUUUGUGGAAUUCUGGUCCUGAUUGGUUACGUCUUCCCGAAGGAGAAUGGCCUGAAUCAUCCACUCCUUGCUCAUCGGUAACUCUAGGUCUCAAAAGGGCUGGUUGUUUUCUUACCAAGCCUGCAUACAGCGAAAUCUAUUUGCGUUUCUCGAGUUUUGAACGAUUUGUGAGGGUUGUUGCUUUUAUUCUGCGUUGGAAACGAAUCAGAUCUCAAAAGAAACCAGAACGGUUGUUCCCAGAGAUCUCCGAAUCGAAGGAUAGGAUUUCCAAGAUUCUCCAGUUGAUCCGACCAUUGGAGGUCUCUGAAUUAUUAAAUUCAGAAGAUCAAAUCAUAUUCAUGGUUCAAUCCGAAAAUUUUUCAAUUGAAAUUCGUCAAUUGAAAAAAUUUCCCAAUCUCAAAACUUGGUUAGGCAGUUUACAUCCUUUUAUCAAAGACGACAAGUUACUUCGGGUAGGGGGUCGUUUGAAAUUGUCGGAUCUUCCAUACAAUCAAAAACAUCCAGUUUUACUUCCUAGUAAACAUCCGGUUACAGAUAUGAUUAUCCGCCAGGUUCAUCGUGUCAAUCUCCACGCUGGAAUUCAAUCCACUCUUUCUUCCAUCAGAUCGAAGUAUUGGAUUCUCAAUGGAAAAAACCAAGUGCGGAAUGUUGUUAGACAUUGUGUGGAGUGUAUUCGUCAACGGCCAACAAUCGUUCAUGCUCAAAUGGCCGAUCUACCCAAGACUCGAAUAAAUGAAUCGCCAGCUUUCUCUCAUGUAGGAGUAGAUUUCUUUGGUCCAAUCUUAAUCAAAGAAAAAAAGGAUCGAAAUAGGUCGUUCAUCAAAACCUAUGGCUGCGUUUUUGUGUGUCUAGCUUGUAAGGCCGUACAUAUCGAACUGGCGACCGAUCUUUCCUCUGAAGGUUUCAUGGCUGCCUUUGAUCGGUUCAUCAGCCGCAGAGGAGUCCCCGAACAUGUUUAUUCGGACAAUGGCACUAAUUUCGUUGGGGCUAGUAACGAACUUCGUGAAGUUUAUGAUCUUUUUGAAACUCCAGAAUUUCGAAAGACAAUAGGCACUUAUGCCAUUGCCAAACGGAUAGAGUGGCAUUUCAAUCCACCUCUGUCUCCUCAUUUCGGAGGUAUUUGGGAAGCAGCUGUCAAAAGCUUCAAACACCAUCUUAAGCGUGUUCUCAAGGAUCAGAAACUCACUUACGAACAGAUUAACACUCUUCUCAUCCAAAUUGAGGCAAUCCUCAAUUCUCGUCCUCUCUGUUCGCUUUCUACUGACCCCAACGAUCCUGUGUCCAUUACUCCUGCUCAUCUAUUAGUAGGACGUCCAUUCAAUGUCUUACCAGAAAAAUCUGUCUUUUCAGUUCCAGGAAAUCGACUCUCGACGUACAAAUUCCUUACCAAAAUGCGCCAGGACUUCUGGAAUAAAUGGCAUAAGGAGUACCUGCAUGAAUUGCAAACCCGCCAAAAAUGGCAUGACUCUACUGCGGAACUCAUCGUUGGAUCGGUGGUGAUUCUAAUGGACGAUAUCACCUAUUGUUCAAGAUGGCCACUGGGUGUGAUCGUCGAGGUACAUCCUGGGAGUGACGGCAUCGCUCGAGUAGCUUCUGUCAAGACUUCAACCGGCAUCUACAAGCGUAACAUCACCCGUUUGUGUAUUCUUCCCACGACUUAG
Messenger RNA from Nasonia vitripennis (jewel wasp), 3888 nucleotides. RefSeq lists its product as uncharacterized. The coding region runs from base 1 to 3888 and encodes 1295 amino acids. Lineage: Eukaryota; Metazoa; Arthropoda; Insecta; Hymenoptera; Pteromalidae. The transcript has a single exon. Gene Ontology annotation, molecular function: nucleic acid binding. The record is from RefSeq and is a predicted model, not a curated record. Gene Ontology annotation, biological process: DNA integration.